CUAAAUAAACGUUAGAACUAAUUUUAUUGAACCUCCGGAAACAUGUCAACCCUGACAUAGCGGAUUAAUGAUUUCCAUAAUAUGUAUUUCCUCGCACCUAUAUAUGUAUAGUCCGACUCGAUUUCCUUCGUGAUCUAUAUAAAAGGGGUCAUUGUGUUGUCAGUUCAUUCAGUAACCGCUUCAGCUGCUUUGAAACACCACUACUCUGCUAAAAUGAAGACCCUGUUGGUAUUAGCUGCAUUUAUUGCAGUCACUUGUGCCAAUAAUGUGCAUCUAUCACAAUCGCAAAAGGACAAAGUUCACCAGUAUACCUUAGAAUGCAUGAAGCAAUCCGGGGUCAAACCCGAAGUAUUGGCCGAGGCGAAGAAGCAGAAUUUCAAGGACGACGAAGCGCUGAAGAAGUUUAUGCUUUGCUUCUUCCAAAAGUCCGGGAUCAUGGACCGGGAUGGAAGGUUGAAUGUGGACGUCGCUUUGUCGAAGUUGCCUCAAGGCGCUGAUAAAGUAGGAGUUAAAAAGGCUCUGGAAGAGUGUAGGGCAAAGAAAGGCAGAGACUCCGCUGAUACGGCUUUUGAAGUUUUCAAGUGUUAUCAUCGCGCUACGCCCACUCAUGUUGUUUUUUAACAAAUAUAAUGAUCAUGUUUACAUUGUCUGUACAUAUAAAAAAAUCGUAUGACUAAUUCUUUAUCUCGUAGUUGAUUCAUGUUGUUGUAUUUAUUUGUAACUUGUCUCAGUUUUGUAGGAUUAGUUUAGUUUAUGCGUUAUAUGUUUCUAUUUAUCGAUUGUUUGUAAAUAAAUAAAUUGCAUUAA
Molecule: messenger RNA, 807 nt
Organism: Leguminivora glycinivorella
Lineage: Eukaryota; Metazoa; Arthropoda; Insecta; Lepidoptera; Tortricidae
Product: general odorant-binding protein 56d-like
Exons: 2
Coding region: 214-621 (135 amino acids)
Biological process (GO): sensory perception of smell
Molecular function (GO): odorant binding
Source: RefSeq, a predicted model, not a curated record